This is a messenger RNA of Besnoitia besnoiti, 822 nucleotides long. RefSeq lists its product as uncharacterized. The transcript has 2 exons. Gene Ontology annotation, cellular component: nucleolus. Lineage: Eukaryota; Apicomplexa; Conoidasida; Eucoccidiorida; Sarcocystidae. The record is from RefSeq and is a predicted model, not a curated record. Gene Ontology annotation, molecular function: protein kinase binding; protein kinase inhibitor activity; double-stranded RNA binding. The coding region runs from base 1 to 822 and encodes 273 amino acids. Gene Ontology annotation, biological process: negative regulation of protein kinase activity.
AUGGCAUCGUCCCUCUCCACGCUGUCUGUCGCGCGAUCGCGCGCCACUCUCGCGGGGCUGGAUGAGUCGCUCGUGGGCGAGAAGAAGGACACUUCGGUCCCGGAGCUGAUUGAGCUCUCCGACGGCAUCAAAGUCUCUGUUUCUUCUUCGCCGUCGCCGCUCUUCGAAGAUGAAAACGCCUCGAAAUCACAACCCGUCGUCAAAAUCGAGAAAGUCGUGAACGCGUGGGGCAGUGCAGCGGGCGCAGGCAGCGACUUCUUUGACAAGUAUCGCGUGACGAGGAACGCAGAGAUGAAGCGGCUGGAGCAGAUGGAAGCGGACUGGAAGAAGAAAGUUGAGGCUGAAGAGUUUCACCUGCAGAGACACCGGCGGAUUGUAGAGACGCAGGAGAAGAACAAGGCAGCCCGCGAGCGUAGAAGGCGCCGAAAAAUGAAAAAGAAAAGUGGUCAACGUGCGCCGGCGGAGAGCAAGACGCCCGAGGGUGAGGCGGCAGGCGACGACAGCGAUGAGGAAGAAGAAAGCGGAGGCGGUUUGGAGACCGCCGAGCGCGCCCGCAAACGUCCACGCAAGGAGGACGACGAGGGCGAGGCUGAAGAGGUCACGACUCCCACGCGCAGAGACGACGAGACGCAGAAAGCGAAAACACCGGCGGACGCCGCGUCGGCGCACGCCAGCAGGGGAGAAGAAGACGCGAAGAAACGCAAAGCGGAUGUCGAGUCCCCCUUUGAGCAGCAGGCAAACGCGACAGACGCAACGCAGACAGAAAACGCCGUUGAACGCAUGAGGCCUGGCAUGCUCAUCGUCAAAGACGACGAAUGGUAA